AUGUCGUCCAAGCCUGUCAUCGUCCUGGUGCCUGGCGCUUGGCAUGUCCCCGAGGCCUACCAUCUCGUAGUUGGUGAGCUGGAGGCGGCCGGCUACGAGACCAGGGGUGUCAAAUUCGCCUCCGUCGGCUCGCCCGAGCCGCUCAAGGACAUUCAACCAGACGUGGAGGCCAUUCAACAAGUGAUGAGACCUUUGAUCGAAGACCAGGGAAAAGACGUCUUGCUCGUCGUCCACUCGUAUGGGGGAGUGGUAGGAAACGAAGCCGUGAAGGACUUGGACAAGGCCUCGCGUGCAAAGCAGGGCAAAAAGGGAGGAGUAUCGCACAUCUACUUUUGCUGUGCAUUCGCCCUUCCCGAGGGUGUGUCCUUGAUGGACGCUCUGAACCAGACGCCUUUACCGUGGUUCCAAAUCAAUGACUCAGAAGACAUUGUUACACCCGCCACGCCAAUUGACACCUUCUACAACGACGUGGACGGUCCAGAGAAGUACGUGGCGAUGCUGAAGCCGCAUAGUUAUCGCACCUUCUUUUCAAAGAUGACGAACCCUGGCUGGAAGUAUAUACCGAGUACAUAUCUGCUGUGUGAGAAAGAUGAGGCGAUCCCACUUCAUGCGCAGAAAGGCAUGGUCGAGGGAGCUCAAAAGGCCGGGGCACAGAUGAAGGUUGAAAGUAUGGACGUCAGUCAUUCCCCGUUCCUGAGUAUGCCACAGGAGCUAGCGAGGUCGAUUAGGCGGGCGGCGGGUGAGUCAGUGUAA
This is a messenger RNA of Fonsecaea multimorphosa CBS 102226, 753 nucleotides long. RefSeq lists its product as uncharacterized. Bases 1 to 753 code for a protein of 250 amino acids. NCBI's taxonomy places the organism in Eukaryota, Fungi, Ascomycota, Eurotiomycetes, Chaetothyriales, Herpotrichiellaceae. The record is from RefSeq and is a predicted model, not a curated record. The transcript has a single exon.